Molecule: messenger RNA, 1037 nt
Organism: Zophobas morio
Lineage: Eukaryota; Metazoa; Arthropoda; Insecta; Coleoptera; Tenebrionidae
Product: brachyurin-like
Exons: 3
Coding region: 142-963 (273 amino acids)
Biological process (GO): proteolysis
Molecular function (GO): serine-type endopeptidase activity
Source: RefSeq, a predicted model, not a curated record
GUCCUUUUCAUCAGAAGUUAGUUUCAUAAAAAUUAUAAUGGAUGAAUUAUAAGAUACAGGUUAUCUAUUCACUGCAAGAUAACAACUGACACUAUAAAGGGCAAAACUUGAUUGAGGACCACCGAACUAUCUGAUCAAACCAUGAAAACUAUUAUUUUUGUGUUAACUUUGGCCUGUUUGACUCUUGCAGCCCCAGAGUCUCGCAGAUUACACCUUCGUCGAAACUUCAAACGAACCCAUUCAUCACCAAGAGUAGUAGGAGGAACCAUUGCAGAACCUCAUUCCAUACCGUACCAAGUUUUUCUAGAAUUUUACACAGAAACGUUCGGACAGUACUGCGGUGGUUCCGUCAUUUCACAAAACUAUGUUCUAACAUCUGCAUCGUGCGCCAAUGGUACCCUCGAGGUGUUGGUAACUCUCGGUGCUCACAAUAUCUUCAUCACAGAACCCACUCAAAUCAACGUCUACAGCACAGAUAUUAUAGUUCAUGAUCAUUUUGGCGAAGAUUAUGGCUGGUUUAACGACAUUGCUCUUGUUAAACUACCGAAAACUAUCGAGUAUAAUGAUGUUAUCCAGCCAGUUGCACUACCAAAAAGGGCUGAUGCCGAUAUUGUGUAUAUCGGAGCGGUGGGACGAAUUGCUGGAUGGGGCGCAGAUGAUGGUUUCGGGGGAAAAAUAUUCGAUCUUUUAAGAUAUGUUGAUACUUCAGUUAUAAGUAAUCUGGAUGAAGAUUGUCGGGAAUAUAUACCACCGGGAAGUAUGUUUUGCACUUCUGGAGAGUAUAAUGAUACGUAUGUGGGUCCUUGUAAUGGAGAUGAAGGCAGUGGUUUCGUCUCGGAUGGUGUUCUUAUUGGAAUAGUUUCCUUUAAUCUUUAUUGUUUGGAAGAUUUUCCUGGAUUUCAUACUAGGGUUGCCAGUUUCUUGGAUUGGAUUGCUGAUAACAGUGAUGUUGUAAUAGAAUAACAAAAUUGUUUAGACAGGUCAUCAUUUGUUGAUCCUGAAGUGUAAUAAAUAAACAAUUCAAUUUUAAAAACGAG